AUGUUCUUUACCAGCGGUGCUGGUUGGAACCUUGAGCUGGUCAUGCACCAAGCAACUGCUUGGAACAUGCCGAUUGCUGUGGCAAUUACCAACACAUGGGCGGAUUUUGUUGCAAUGCCAGUGGCACACCAGAGCCUUUUCUAUUGGUGGGAGCCAGAUGCAACUUUCCUGGAGAUGGCACCAGUUGAGGUGAUUUUCCCACCGCAUGACAGUAUUGGCCAUGCCAAUGGAGAUUUCAAAACAGCUAAGAGGACAAUCAAACUCUCCAAAGGCGUCAGCAAAGACUUGUCGUCACUCUCUCCCAGAGUGGAGAAUUUUCUGGUGAACAUGGAAAUCAGCGCGACCAUGAUCCAAGCAAUCCUGAUGGACCAGAAGAACACAGGAGAUUCCUGGGACGAUGUCACCUGCCGAUGGCUCCAGAGCAACAAAGCCACGUGGGAAUCAUGGUUACCAGAUGAUACCACUUGUUUUGCGGGCUUUGGGCUCGUUGACAUCGAGUCUGGAGAGCUUGCAAUGGAUAGAACUGUUCGCGAGGGCAAAAGGUGCCAAGUUUGCCCCAGCGGUACCUUUUCUGAGCGCUUGGUGGAUUCCAUCGGCGUGACCCACAUCUGUUCCGCAUGCCCCUUGGGCACUAGCCAGGCUUUGGGAGCCUCGCUCAAGUGUGACCCCUGUGACAAGGGCACAUACCAAGACGAGCUGGGAAGCCACAGCUGCAAGCGUUGUCCACUGGGCACCUAUCAGGAUCAAGAGGGUCAAGUCCAAUGCAUUGCGUCUCUUGUCUUCAGAUGA
Durusdinium trenchii is the source of this 789-nucleotide messenger RNA. The record is from the annotation of a GenBank genome assembly. NCBI's taxonomy places the organism in Eukaryota, Dinophyceae, Suessiales, Symbiodiniaceae.